CCGCCCCAUUUACCAGCCGCCCCCGCCGCCGCCACCACCGGAGACCGAAGGGGGGAGCUCCCGGGGAGGGAGGGAGGGAGGGAAGGAAGGGGACGGACACCAGCCAGUCCAGCCGAGCCGCCGCCGCUGCCGCUGCCGCUGCCGCCCGCCGGGCUGAGGGAGAGGAGCGGGCGAGGGGAGGGGGAAGGGCAGCCUCCGCCAGGGACCUCCGCCCGCCGCCGCCGCCGCCGCCGCUGCUGCCGCCGCCACCGGCCGGCCUGCUAACUUCACCUCAUCGCUGCCGCCGCCUCUCCUGCUCCCGCUCCCACUCCUCCUCCCGCGCCGCCGCCGCCGCCGCCGCCGCCAUGGGAGUCCAGGGCUUCCAGGAUUACAUCGAGAAACACUGCCCGAGCGCUGUGGUCCCGGUGGAGCUGCAGAAGCUGGCCCGGGGCAGCCUGGUGGGCGGCGGCCGCCAGCGGCCCCCCCAGACCCCGUUGCGCCUCCUCAUCGACGCGGACAACUGCCUGCACCGUCUCUACGGCGGCUUCUACACGGACUGGGUGAGCGGCGGCCAGUGGAACCACAUGCUGGGCUACCUGGCGGCCCUGGCCAAGGCCUGCUUCAACGGCAACAUCGAGCUCUUCGUCUUCUUCAACGGGGCCCUGGAGAAGGCCCGGCUGCACGAGUGGGUGAAGCGCCAGGGCAACGAGCGCCAGACGGCCCAGCAGAUCGUCAGCCACGUCCAGAACAAGGGGACCCCGCCGCCCAAGGUCUGGUUCCUGCCGCCCGUCUGCAUGGCCCACUGCAUCCGACUGGCCCUCAUCCGCUUCCACAUCAAGGUUGCACAGAGCAUUGAGGAUCAUCAUCAAGAAGUAAUUGCUUUCUGCAGAGAAAAUGGUUUCCAUGGCUUGGUGGCAUAUGACUCUGAUUAUGCGUUGUGCAACAUCCCCUACUAUUUCAGUGCCCAUGCCCUAAAACUGAGCCGUAAUGGGAAAAGUCUCACAACAAGCCAAUAUCUGAUGCAUGAAGUUGCCAAGCAACUGGACCUGAAUCCAAAUCGUUUUCCUAUUUUUGCUGCUCUAUUAGGUAAUCACAUUCUACCUGAUGAAGAUUUGGCUUCCUUUCAUUGGAGUUUACUUGGUCCAGAACAUCCACUAGCCUCACUUAAGUGUAGUUCGCCAGGCCCAGAUGAACUAUAUCCCAGGGUACUGAAAGAUCUGGUGGAUGUGAUGUUUGAAAGUCCAUGGAGAACAAGAGAGGUACGGGCUCACCAGCUAGUUUUACCACCUUGUGAUGUAGUGAUCAAAGCUGUUGCUGACUACGUUCGUAAUAUUCAGGAUACCACUGAUUUGGAUGCCAUAGCUAAAGAUGUUUUUCAGCAUUCACAGUCUAGAACAGAUGACAAAGUUACUCGAUUUAAGAGAGCAGUUGGAUAUUAUUCAGCGACUAGUAAGCCUAUGCCAUUUCAUCCACAACAUUACUUAGGUGAUCUCUUGAGUUAUACACCUCAAAAUGGGAUCGCUAUAAAGUCAAGGGCCAGACCAAAUCAGUUUGGAAUGCCUGGGAUAGUGCCACCGUAUGUUCCCCCUCAGAUGCUUAACAUUCCACAGACCUCUAUACAAGCAAAACCUGUUGCCCAGCAGAUGUCUAGCCCAGGUGGUGCUCCAGGUCAGGGUCCAUACCCAUAUAGCCUCUCUGAGCCGGCUAUCACCUUGGAAACAAGUGGAAAAAAUUUGUCUGAGCAGAACAACUAUAGUAACAUUCCUCAUGAAGGAAAACAUACUCCAUUGUAUGAACGAUCCUCUCCAAUAAAUCCAGCUCAGAGUGGCAGCCCUAACCAUGUGGAUUCAGCCUAUUUUCCUCCCUCUUCAACAUCAUCAUCAUCUGAUAAUGAUGAAGGCAAUGGAGGAGCUACAAACCAUGUCAGUGGGAACAAAGUUGGCUGGGAAAAGACAGGAAACCAGUCAGAAACUCAAGCACGUGGAGAUCCAGGAGACCAAACAAAGGCAGAAGGUUCCUCUACUGCCUCUUCAGGAAGCCAGAUAGCUGAAGGGAAAGGGAACCAAGCCAACACUGCACAAAUCCCCUGCCUUUUGUCAAUGCCCACCAGGAACCACAUGGAUAUUACCACACCUCCAUUACCUCCUGUUGCACCAGAAGUAUUGAGAGUAGCAGAGCACAGGCACAAGAAGGGAUUAAUGUAUCCCUACAUCUUUCAUAUUCUUACAAAGGGUGAAAUCAAAAUUGCUGUUUCUAUUGAAGAUGAAGCCAACAAAGACCUGCCUCCUGCUGCUCUGCUUUAUAGGCCAGUUCGUCAGUAUGUUUACGGAGUCCUGUUUAGUUUGGCAGAAAGCAGAAAGAAAACUGAAAGACUUGCUUUUAGAAAGAACAGACUUCCACCAGAAUUCUCGCCAGUGAUUAUUAAAGAAUGGGCUGCUUACAAAGGAAAAUCUCCCCAAACACCAGAACUAGUGGAAGCACUUGCAUUCAGGGAAUGGACCUGUCCCAACCUGAAGAAAUUAUGGCUGGGGAAAGCAGUGGAAGAUAAGAAUAGAAGAAUGAGAGCAUUUUUGGCCUGUAUGAGAUCAGAUACACCAGCAAUGCUCAAUCCAACUAAUGUGCCCACUCACCUUAUGGUGCUCUGCUGUGUAUUACGGUAUAUGGUGCAGUGGCCAGGAGUACGGAUACUGCGGCGCCAGGAACUUGAUGCCUUCCUGGCUCAAGCAUUGUCUCCCAAACUUUAUGAGCCUGAUCAGCUACAGGAACUCAAGAUUGAGAACCUAGAUCCACGAGGAAUUCAACUGUCAGCUUUGUUCAUGAGUGGUGUGGAUAUGGCACUCUUUGCAAAUGAUGCAUGUGGACAGCCAAUCCCUUGGGAGCACUGCUGUCCUUGGAUGUAUUUUGAUGGAAAACUCUUCCAAACCAAACUCAUCAAAGCAAGCCGGGAGAAAAUUCCACUCAUUGACCUCUGUGAUGGUCAGGCUGAGCAGGCUGCCAAGGUAGAAAAGAUGCGCCAAAGCAUCCUGGAAGGAUUAAAUUUCUCCCGGCAGAAUCAUCCACUCCCUUUUCCACCUCCUCCUGCUCUGCCUUUCUAUCCAACUUCAAUGUAUCCUCGACACUUUGGGCCAGUCCCACCACCUCAGGGCAGGGGUAGAGGUUUUGCUGGAGUCUAUGGCUUUGGAGGCCCUUAUGGGGAAACAGUAGCGACAGGUGCUUACCGUGCCUUCCGGGUGGCAGCCACAGCAGGACACUCCGCAGCCUUCUCGGGCAGUGACAGCGGCAGGACUAGCAAGUUACAGGGCGGAGUCCAACCUAUUCCUUCUCAGGGAGGGAAAUUAGAAAUAGCUGGCACCGUUGUUGGUCAUUGGGCUGGAAGCAGACGAGGACGGGGUGGACGAGGGCCUUUCCCUCUACAAGUUGUUUCUGUAGGAGGACCAGCAAGAGGGCGUCCAAGAGGAGUUAUUUCCACGCCAGUGAUUAGAACAUUUGGAAGAGGUGGAAGGUACUAUGGAAGAGGUUAUAAAAGCCAGGGAGCAAUUCAGGGUAAACCUCCUUAUGCUGCUUCAGCAGAAGAAGUGGCCAAAGAACUUAAGUCAAAAUCAGAGGAAUCAAAAUCCUCAGUCGUGUCUUCAGAUGGAUCCCUGGCUGAAAAUGGAGUAGUGAAUGAAGAGAAACCAGCUUCCCAGAUGAAUGGGAAUACAGCAGAUGGCAGGGCUUCCAACCAGUCUGAAAGUGCCUUGAGUAAUGACUCUAAAAUGUGCAAUACAAAUCCUCACUUAAAUGCACUAAAUGCAGACAGUGUUUGCCAUAAAGAUGAUACUCUUGAGGCAGCUGUCUUAAAAAAAGAAGAGUAAACUUAUUUUUUAUAGAGGGUGAAGGAUGUUGGAAUGGUAAGGAUUAGGAAUAUCUGGAAAGAAAGAGAGCCUACAGUUAUGUACAUUUUUUCCUUUCCGUAAGAGAAAAAUGAGGACUUUGGAAAUUCGGAUCCCUCUUUGAUGUCAGAGAUUUAAACAACACAUUUUUAGUUUUAACCAGUUGUAGUCAAAAUGCUACAAUAAAACACAAAAAAAAGAAAGAAAAUGAAGAGCAUUUGACUCCCGCACUUAAAAUGAAGUAUACAUAAAGUUUAAACUGGUUAUGACAAAAGCUUGUAGUUUUGUUUCUUGAAAUAUAAAGAAAACAAAUUUUGGCAGUCUUUAAGUAUAUAUAGCUUAAAAUAUAAUUUUUAGUAUUUGGCACCAUAUGUAUGCCAUUAUAUUUGAUUUUGCAUUACUGUGUCACAAUAAAAGCUUUCUUUAAGGCUUUGAUUUCAUGAUUAUGAAAAAAAUAAGGCACAACCACAGUUUUUCUUUCUUACUUAAAAUUUCAUCACUGUUGAUGUGGUUCUUUUGUGUUAAAAAUGUGCAACUAUCGAAACUAAAAAUUAUAAGAGUAAUCUUGCAGUUCUGCUGAUUUUCACUCUACAGUACGUCAUACAUACUUUACAAGCAAGUUCAAUGGAGAUAAACUUGAAAUCAUAGAAGAUGCAAAUGACCUUUCAAAAUCAACACAAUGUGUUCUGAAACUUUUUGUGACUAAUACCAUGCAUCCGUGAUCAAUGAACUAUGUGGUUUUGAAUCGGACGUAGACCAUUAGUACUACUAUUUGAGCUAAACUUCUGCAUGGUUCAUAAUUUUUAAAGUGUGUAGUUAAUAUUAUGCAUGUUAUUGUCCUUUCUUCCAUUCUUACAAGUACUGUGCCCAUUUGCAAAACAAAAAAGCUAAUAAUCAGUAAUAGUCCUAUAAAAGAUGUUAACUAUGUUUAGUCAUUGACUGAUCUUGCUCUAACCUUAAAAUUUUGUGAUUAUUGACCUCUGUUGCAUUUAUUCUAAAACUUAAAAAAAUUAUCUAGCCGUUUUGAAUAUCAACGUUACCCUGGUGUACUCAUUGCUGUAUGCAUUAUUGUUCUCUGUUGCUGUUUUAUGCCUUCAUAUUAGCAAAUAUGAAUUCUGUGAAAAACAAAAAAAAAGCUUUGAUCUUCAAAAACUACCCCCCUUCUGUAGCAGGAAACAAAUUGCUUGUUCUUGAGAACUUUCCCAUCAAGAAUUUAGUAUAAGCAAAUAUACCUGUAUCAUUUUGAUGUUUUUGUUAGUGUUUCCAAACUUAAUGUACUUCGAAAUCAGAAUCAUUUCUUUAUAUUCGUUUUCAUAUAAUUCUCCUGAUGCUCUUCAUCACACAUUAGUGAUCAGAAAUGAGGUGUAAUUCCCCAUUCCCUGCCCGCAAGAGCUAAGUAGGUAUCUUAAUGUAAGUUGAAGGGAGUUCUGCCCUAACUCAUGGAUUGUGCAAGAAUGAACUACUGUUGGGUUUGAUUGACUGUAGAUGGAUUGUGGUGUGGUGUAUUUGAAGGCUAUUGAAUGCAACUUACAAUGCUUAAUAAAAAUCUUUAUUCUUUUAGUAUAAA
Messenger RNA from Sarcophilus harrisii (Tasmanian devil), 5418 nucleotides. RefSeq names its product family with sequence similarity 120A (gene FAM120A). NCBI's taxonomy places the organism in Eukaryota, Metazoa, Chordata, Mammalia, Dasyuromorphia, Dasyuridae. Gene Ontology annotation, cellular component: nucleus. The record is from RefSeq and is a predicted model, not a curated record. The transcript has 20 exons. Bases 345 to 3833 code for a protein of 1162 amino acids.